This is a messenger RNA of Closterium sp. NIES-65, 849 nucleotides long. The record is from the annotation of a GenBank genome assembly. Lineage: Eukaryota; Viridiplantae; Streptophyta; Zygnematophyceae; Desmidiales; Closteriaceae.
AUGGCUACCCCCGGUGUCCUUACCUUUGAUACUGAGGGUCGUGCUGUUGACAUUGAGGUCUGGGUCGAUGACCUUCAGCUGUUCUUACAGUGCGAUAGGGCGGACGGACUCUCACUGUUCGAUCUCACCUCUGGUGUCUCUCCUGCCCCGCCUGCUACUGCUGACAGCACUGUUCUCUCACAGUGGGCCACACGCAAUGCUGCUGCACGUCUUGCUGUGCGUCGCCACUUACCGACCACUGAACGUGCGCACUUUAGCCAGUACAAGAGUGCUAAGACCUUGGGUGUUCUCCCUCCCCCCUCUUGCCCUCUGUUGCUUCUGCUGCUGCGGCCGACCUCGUUGGUUUUGAGCCGGUCGGCGCUGCGUCUGCCCCUUCCGGGAAGCGCCGCACAGGCAAGGGCAAGGGGGGCAAGGGCGCUGGAGGGGCUAGUGGGGGCGGUGGAGGUGGUGGUGGAGGCAGUGGAGGGGGUGGGGGUGGUGGUGGGAGUGGUGGCGGGGCCGGAGGUGUCGGUGAUAGCAGUGGAGGCGGAGGAGGCGGCGGCGGUGGCGGAGGGAGCGGAGGCGGCGGUGGUGGAGGAGGUGGCGGAGGCGACGGAGGCGGCGGAGGCCGCGGAGGUGGCGGUGGAGCUGGUCGCGGCUUUGCGCAGAGGAGUGGCUCCGGUGGUGGUUCGCGCUAGCAGCAGCAGCGCGGCCGUGAGACCCUGUCCCCUCAGCAGCUUCGUGAGUGGUACGCUGGGCGUCAGCGGGGUGGGGGUACUGGUCCAUGCACCUACGUUCUCCGUACAGGCGACCGCGCUGGUGAGCAGUGCGGUGGCUCGCACUCCACCCAGCGCUGCUUCGGCCGCCUGA